Messenger RNA from Nematocida major, 234 nucleotides. RefSeq lists its product as uncharacterized. Lineage: Eukaryota; Fungi; Microsporidia. The record is from RefSeq and is a predicted model, not a curated record. The transcript has a single exon. The coding region runs from base 1 to 234 and encodes 77 amino acids.
AUGAACAGGAGAGGAAAGAAGAGAGCCGAUCUUUUGGAAAACUUGUUCAAGUCCUUAAGAAAGAGCACGCGAGCGUAUGGAAAGAAAGAAACCAUGGACAUGAUAAAGCUCAAGUACUCUGAAAUGUGGACGUCUCGAAAGUCCCAAAAGGAAAAGGAGCUGGAGCUGUCAGAGACGUCUUCAACUGAUGCAGGAAAGGAGGUGUAUUACAUAGUGGACAACAGCAGCCUAUAG